AUGAUGCUUCCCGACGACCCGAUGAGAUGUACUGUGACUCUUGCAAUAUUUUGGUUUCUCGGCUUCACAUUGGUAUUAUGCUGGACCAUCUAUACCCUGCCGGACGGAGGAGGUGAGGCAACUUGGGUACCCGAUGUGCUCCGUCGAGAUACAUGCAUGAUACCACUGUGUCCUCUCGUUUUCAUCAUCGUCUCCGUCUUCUGGCCGAUCACCAUCUGUGUCUUGAUAGCCAGGCAAGCAGACGCACUUUGCAUGGCGGCGCUCGAGCGACGAACAAAAACGCCGAUGCGGGAGAUACAACACCACAAAGAAGAGUCCUACGCACUGCUGCGCAACGACGAAGAAAGCUGUGUCGGUGUCGAUGGCGGCAUCCCGCUCGAAGAUUUCAGUGACGAGAGCCCGCGCUCAAGUUGCGACGAAGAGUCCUCGCCACUUCCCUCAAAUAGGGUGCACAUUCUUUCCAGUGACGCCCGCCGCGACCUUCGGCUCAUGCCGUACCAGCCCACACGGCCGCCGUGUGUGAGGGGGAUCCUCGGGGCGAGGACAAGCUCAUGA
Messenger RNA from Cryphonectria parasitica EP155, 555 nucleotides. RefSeq lists its product as uncharacterized. NCBI's taxonomy places the organism in Eukaryota, Fungi, Ascomycota, Sordariomycetes, Diaporthales, Cryphonectriaceae. The coding region runs from base 1 to 555 and encodes 184 amino acids. The transcript is spliced from 2 exons. The record is from RefSeq and is a predicted model, not a curated record.